CUCGCGCUUAUUGUCCCUGCCGGCCGCCCUAUCCUCGAUUGUCUCGUGACAGACGCUGGCCAAUCACAGCGCAGACUGUACGAGGGACGACAACUAAAUAUAACGGUAGUCCGUUAAAACGGAGCGGACGGUUUGUAUUGCGUUAUUACCGUGCUAUUUUAUUCAGCAUACUCACUGACUCCUAUAAAAAUACGCUUAAAUGAAAUAUUAUUUUUUUCGACUUAUAUUUCAUUCAAUGUUUGGCUCAGUCGCACGAAACAAACAACGCGAGCGCCGCGGGCGAGCGCAGACGGUCGCAAUAGAACCGUUAAUUCUCUGACGACAUUAACGGUAGCUAGCUUUCUGACAGGACGUCAACAUCAGCGGGUUGUUUUUGGAUAUCAUUUUAUUGUUAGCUUGUAGCUAACAGCGCACACUGACUGUCUGUCCUGUCAGUGAACAUCCAGGUCGAUCCAGGAUGGAUGCUCUAACAUGCUAGGACCAUGUUCAAAAAUGUUUUCGGCUCAGGGUUUCUGGUCAGAACAGCUCAUGUGAUUCUGACAUGGGUCAUAACGUUGAUACUCUUCCUACAUGAUACAGAGCUGAGGAAGCAGGAGGAGACAGGCCAGCUCGUCCAGCCUGUGCUCUUCGUCCUGCUGGUGCUGGUGUCGGUGCUGCUGUAUUUCGCUGUCUCUCUAAUGGACCCUGGCUUCAUCUUGUCUGAUGACAGCGAUUUACAGUUCACACUGGGAGUGACCGAGGAGCAGCAGGACAUGAUCCCACCCACCACCAAGUCCCUUCGACAGCGCCGCUGUGGCCACUGCCUGCUGCAGCAGCAGCCAAUGAGAUCAAAGCACUGCCAGACGUGUCAGCACUGCGUCCGGCGUUACGACCACCACUGCCCGUGGAUUGAGAACUGUGUGGGUGAGAGGAACCACCGCUGGUUCGUGCUGUACCUGGCUGUCCAGCUGCUGGUGCUGCUGUGGGGGCUGCACAUUGCCUGGACAGGUUUCAGCUACGCGCCCACCUGGCAGCUGUGGCUGCGCACCAACGGUAUGCUGCUGGCCGUGGCCGUGCUGGUGGCCCUGCUCUCGCUGAUCGUGCUGCUCCUGCUCGGCUCCCACCUCUACCUGGUUUCUCUCAACACCACCACGUGGGAGUUCAUGUCGCGCCACCGCAUCUCCUACCUCAAACACUGCGGCGCCGAUGAAAACCCCUUUGACCGCGGCACCUUCCACAACCUGUGGGGUUUCUUCUGUGUGUGGGGCACAGUGGUGUGGGAGCAGGUGUACUUCAGGGAGGGCAGCGACCAAGUCUAAGAACACAUGACAAGCACUAACAGACUAUAGACUGGAUUUCACUCACGGACAAGCUUUCUGGAUUCGGGGAUCACACAUUGACCACAAAGUUGGGAGAUCAGCUAUCCUUGUGUGCAGUUUACCUUUAUAGAGGCUGUUGUGCCAUAACUCUGCAGCAUUCCCCUCUAACAUCUCUCCUUUCAGCACUGCAGUGGAUUGCUUGCUUGUGUUGUCUUGUUGCGUUGUCGCAGUCCACAUUUCCGGCUUCCCUCCUCUCUCCAAGCAGCUGCCAACAGACUGAAAGUUGUCUCCAGAAUAAGGUACCUAACUGCUGGUGACCACCUCUACAUGGACAACAGCUACGUAGCCCUUAUUCUAACUAUAGAUCUAUUCCACAGCAGCCAUAUCGACAUUAAAUAGUAGGGUAAACACAAUGAUACUAAUUACAGUUGGUCCAUUCAGGUCAGAUAGUCAGGGUGCUGCUGUUGUGCAUGCUGACCCACUGGAAAGGCUCUGUUACACGCGUAUCAUUGUUUACCAUUUCCCUAAGACAGGAACUAGGGCUCUGAGUGAAGCUAGUCAUAAAACCCAGUUGUUUACACACCCACGUCCCACUUGACUCCUGCCUCCUCCACUGAAUCAUUUAUGUGGGCAGUAAUUACUCGUUUGAAGUGACACAUGGUACACCUGACUGAUGGACUGUUAAUUAACCCUGAAGUUUACUCUUAAUGAAUAUUGCAUAAACAUCUGAUUCAAAUAUACUUGUUUUAGGUGCAUGUGUAGACAAUCCAGGUCUGUGGUUGGGUUCUCUCUGCACUCACUGGAGGUAGACCCUGAUUAACAAGUUUGGUUUUUAAUAUUGUACACUUGUCAUUUUUAGUGUAGAAAGUUUCAUUCUGUGCUUGUUUCAUGUGCUACAUUUCUGUAAUUGUCAUAUUUAUUCUGCACAGAGGUUUUACAGGGUCCACUUGCUUCAACAGCUUUUGUCUGAACAAAACUGUUAGUUGAAGUGAGAGAACAAAUUACAAUCAUUUUUUGCUAAUAUUAAAAUAUGAAUAUUUUGAGAUAUGGUGUGAAAACUGUACUGUAUUGUUCCCAGCAUUUAAUCCAACCACGAUGUACAGGAUGCUUUGACUUUCUGUGGACAGCAUUUCAAGCUAUUUUAUAUUGUACAUCAUUUUUAAACUAUUUUGAAGCAGAUUCUGUCUUUAGAGUUUUGUACGACUGUUUUAACGGAGUGACUGGAGGAAUACUGCGGAACAGUAGCUAAGAGUUAGUAGAGAGCUGUGAGUGCAAUACAUUGUUUGGUAUCACCAUUUCAGCUUUUCCUUGUGCAAUAGUAACCUUGUAAGACAGCAAUAAAUGUGGUGUUGGAUGAAAUGCAGACUGCCUCCAGCUGGACUGUCAGUGAGAGCUCUGGUUUAUAUGAAUUAACAUUUAAUUCAUGUUGUGUACUUCUGAAUUAUAUGCAAUACUGUCAUGCAAUGUUUUUUUACUACUUUGAAAUGACUGUAUACAUCAAUAAAUCAAUGUUUCAUGAA
Molecule: messenger RNA, 2818 nt
Organism: Dicentrarchus labrax (European seabass)
Lineage: Eukaryota; Metazoa; Chordata; Actinopteri; Moronidae
Gene: zdhhc12b
Product: zinc finger DHHC-type palmitoyltransferase 12b
Exons: 5
Coding region: 483-1298 (271 amino acids)
Biological process (GO): peptidyl-L-cysteine S-palmitoylation; protein targeting to membrane
Cellular component (GO): Golgi apparatus; endoplasmic reticulum
Molecular function (GO): protein-cysteine S-palmitoyltransferase activity
Source: RefSeq, a predicted model, not a curated record